Panicum virgatum (switchgrass) is the source of this 658-nucleotide messenger RNA. RefSeq lists its product as uncharacterized. Bases 178 to 411 code for a protein of 77 amino acids. The record is from RefSeq and is a predicted model, not a curated record. NCBI's taxonomy places the organism in Eukaryota, Viridiplantae, Streptophyta, Magnoliopsida, Poales, Poaceae. The transcript has 3 exons.
CCUGCCCUGGGUGUACCCUACUGGUUGGCAUUAUUAAAUUAAAUAAACGCGUCGCCACGGGUAGGAGGCUUCUCCUCUUCUUCUUUCCCCACCCCGCACCGCGCCGCACCCGAAGCUAGCCACGAAACCCUUGUCGCCCUCGCAGCCGGAGCAGAGGAGGAAGAACCACAGCAAGCCAUGGGCGGCGGCAACGGCCAGAAGUCCAAGAUGGCCCGCGAGAGGAACGCCGAGAAGAACAAGGCAUCCAAGGGCAGCCAGCUCGAGGCCAACAAGAAGGCCAUGAACAUCCAGUGCAAGAUCUGCAUGCAGACUUUCAUCUGCACGACCUCUGAGGCCAAGUGCAAAGAGCACGCUGAGGCGAGGCAUCCCAAGAACGACCUCUACCAGUGCUUCCCCCAUCUCAAGAACUAGUAUAUGCCUCAUCUGACAAGAGGCAUAUGCUCCACCAGAACCACAAAGAGAACUUCCGUGAUCUACUAGUAUUGUUACCGUCAUCAUGUACGUUAUGACUGGUUGCUCUGUAUUACGGGUCUGAACUGCUGUCGCUGCUGCUGGUUCGGUUGUGUUUGCCCCAUCUAAUUAUGUAAUCCUUCGCUGUCAACCUGUUGCAUUACAACAUCGAUUGUGUGGAUUUGUGAUGCCCGUGCUUGCUCAAUAA